Protopterus annectens (West African lungfish) is the source of this 2307-nucleotide messenger RNA. RefSeq names its product U8 snoRNA-decapping enzyme-like. Gene Ontology annotation, molecular function: phosphodiesterase decapping endonuclease activity; snoRNA binding. Gene Ontology annotation, cellular component: nucleus. The coding region runs from base 61 to 651 and encodes 196 amino acids. Gene Ontology annotation, biological process: sno(s)RNA catabolic process; mRNA catabolic process. NCBI's taxonomy places the organism in Eukaryota, Metazoa, Chordata, Ceratodontiformes, Protopteridae. The record is from RefSeq and is a predicted model, not a curated record. The transcript is spliced from 3 exons.
GGAAGAAGUAAUUGCUUCGUAGGUUUGCAGUAGUGGCUGUAGAUCUUUUAGGUUUUGGUGAUGAGUUCUGACAUUAGACCAAUUUCCCGCCAGCAGGCUUUGAGUUUGCAGGGUUAUAAACAAGCAUGUCACGUUAUGCUUUAUGCGCAAAGCCCAGAACGAUUGUUUGGGAAAAUUCCGAUCGGUUACGCUGUGUUGAUGCAGAUGCGAUUUGAUGGUAGGCUGGGUUUUCCAGGAGGCUUUGUGGACUUGCGAGAUCAUUCACUGGAGGGAGGCUUAAAUCGUGAGCUGUCUGAGGAGAUAGGCUACAAUAUUGACUCCUUGGGUGUGACAGAGGCUGAUUACAUGAGCUCUCAUGUGACUGAGACCCCACAAAAAAUUGUGGCACAUUUCUACACAAAGAAGCUGACACUGGCGCAGCUGCAUAACAUUGAAAUGGAUGCAGUCCAAGCGAAGGACCAUGGCACAGAGGUUAUGGGAUUGGUAAGAGUGCCCCUAUAUGUCUUGCGGGAUGGAUUUGGAGGGCUACCAGCUUUCUUGUCUAACACAUUUAUAGGCAAUGCAAGGGACCAGUUGGUGCAUGCCUUGCGGACUCUGAACUUGGUGAGGGAGGACAGACUACGUGAUGCUAUUAGAAAUAGUCAGAGAUAAGCGGCCAAUAAAAUUUUGGUGAGCACUCAAUGAAUCGCAUCCUCCAUGAAGACAGUGGAAAGUUUUCAACGCACAGAGAUGUCAUGCUUUAUUUAUUUUGUGAUGUUUUCUAUUUUCCCCAGGAACCCAUGUGGAAGUGGGAUGACUUCAGUCAUAGCUUGUUUUCGCCAAUAUUUGUACAGUUGUGUGUGUUAUUUCUGUAAGUUCGUUGUGCCUGUGUGCAGAAAAGUCUAAAAACACCUUUGCCAUUACAGCAAAACUGAUUCCAUAUAGCUUUGCUGGGAGUGGAGUGAGGGUUGGGUUGAAUUAAAGGCUUGUUUAUGGGACAGAUUUCAUCCCAUAACCAGGGUUGCAUUCUUACUAAUAUAAAGAAAUGGUGAGAACAAAAUUUAUAUUUUUUAUGGGGUCGUGGUUUUCUUUUCUGUUUGCCCUUUUUCAUUUUCUUUGCUGAUUUCCUUUAACUGGUAAGGUGUUAAGCUCUGUUUAUACCCAGAACUGCUGUUCUUUAAAGGUUUUGUUGGGUACACUGUAUUCUGAAAUUUUGUGUCCUUUGCCUUAACAUUUGUUGCUUCAGCUGGUCCCUUCAGUUUGCUUUAGUUGGGACCACUCAAGUCAAAGUUUGAUACUAGAUUUAAAGAAUUUUGCAAAAUCUUUUUUGCAACAUUUUAUUUUUACUUUAAAUCUUCCAAACACAAAGUUGAAUGUUAGUCUUGGAGCAUUAUUGGUUUCUUUUGUAUUGAACCUGAAUGCUUAUUUGAUUUGGUUUUCUAGCAUUUUUUAACAUAACAUAAUCAUGUUUGUGUGGCAUAGUAGUGCAGUGGUUACCAUUGCUUCCUCACUGCUCUCUCUUCAGUUCCUGGCUGGAGUGCUUUGUUUCCUUCCUGCUUGUGCAGGUGUCUUUACCAUCUGCUUUGGAUCAGUUCUCUGCUUUAUGCCCAUUGCUUACUGACCGAGAACUCUGCCUUCCAGCGAACCAAUAGAGCGUAGAGCUGGUAUUGGCGAAUGAAUGCACUUUAUUUCCAGUAGACUGCAGUCAACAUGUUUGGUACAUGUGCAAGUAAGUGAAGCAUCUGUCAACUUGUCAAAGGGUUUUACACAUUUUUGCAUCACUGAACAUCUUAAUGAUAUUUUUAAGAUAUGGAAACUUAAGGCUAACACUUUUUUUUUCCAGCAGAAAUAAAUUGCAAUACUGGAAGUUAUUGUCUUUAUUGUAGAGGAGUGUUGAACUAAGAAGAGAGUAAUAUAACUUUGCUGAUUGUCCCUGUAGCUGAGCUGUCCUUUAAGAACUUGCAUCUAAUCAAUGGACUGCUGUAAGAUGGCAUCUGUAGGAUGUUAUUGAUAUCAUCACCAUGGUGAGGUCAUGCUUUGAAUGGUUGGUCUUAAGUUUUGGACAUUUAAUGCACUGCAAAAAGCAGUACAAAAACUUUAAAUGCAAGGCUUACAAGUUCCGUUACCUUUGUAAAGUUGCACAUGGCUGCUGUAGCUUGUGCAUCUCUGCUCCUGACAAUUUCUCCAAUUUUUUUUGUUUACCACCUUGUACUUUAAAGUGACUGUUGCAGAGAAACUCUUUACCAUUCUAUUUAACGUUUGAGAAGGAAUUUGUAUUUGAAGUUGUAAAGUAAGCCUGAAAUAAAUUAAAAAAUGGUUAAUAAGAAA